This is a messenger RNA of Chroicocephalus ridibundus (black-headed gull), 1144 nucleotides long. RefSeq names its product smoothelin like 1 (gene SMTNL1). The record is from RefSeq and is a predicted model, not a curated record. Gene Ontology annotation, molecular function: protein binding. Gene Ontology annotation, cellular component: microtubule organizing center; filamentous actin. Gene Ontology annotation, biological process: actin cytoskeleton organization. NCBI's taxonomy places the organism in Eukaryota, Metazoa, Chordata, Aves, Charadriiformes, Laridae. The annotation marks the transcript as partial. The transcript is spliced from 7 exons.
GCGGGGGCGGCAGGGGACGCGGGGGGGGACACGGGGCCGGCAGGGGACGCGGGGGGGGACACCGAGGCCGCAGGGGCCGCGGAGGGGGACACGGGGUCAGAGGCGGCCGAGGCUGCCGGGGGCGAUGCCGGGGGCGCGGGGGGGAAGGACAAGGGCGCCGGGGACGCGGGUGGCGACGCUGAGGGGGCUCAGGACGCGGGGGGGGAUGCGGGGGUUGCGGAGGGCGAUGCCGGGGAGGAGGCAGCCGGGGGGGGUGCCGGGGGCGGUGCCGGGGCCCCCGCGGGACGUGCCGGGGUGGGGGCUGCCGCGGAGGGGCGGCAGGAGGGGGCCGGGGGACCGGCAGCAGCGGGCAGCAGCCGGGGCCGGCAGGAGCCCACCUGGCUGCAGGACGAGGAGGACGAGCUGUGGCCCGAGUUCCCCCCCUGCUCAUCCCCAGAGGGGACCACCAGCCCCACUUCCCCCAUGUCCCCAACGUCCCCCGGGUCCCCUAUGUCCCCGAUAUCCCCCAUGUCCCCCACAUCCCCAGCGUCCCCCACAUCCCCGGCGUCCCCCACGUCCCCCACAGCCAGCACCGCCGAGGGCUCGGGGGGCAGCGAGAGGGGUGCACCGGCGGAGGGGCCGCGGGGCCAGGUGCGCCCCGGUACAGCAGGGCCGAGGCCGAGGCUGGAGGGGGCUGGGGGGCGGCCACGGGUGAGUGGCCGGGCACAGGGACGCAGCGCCAUCCUGGAGAAGUUCGGAGGGGCAGCCAAGGGUCCGGCCCCACACCUGCGGCGCGUGGGGGGCACGGCCACGGUGAAGGCCAUGCUGCUGGAGUGGUGCCGCGCCAGGACCCGCAGCUACCAGCACGUGGAGGUGCAGAACUUCUCGGGGAGCUGGGGCAGCGGCCUGGCCUUCUGCGCCCUCCUCCACAGCUUCUUCCCCGACGCCUUUGACUACGGCAGCCUGGACCCUGGCGACCGACGCCACAACUUCGCCCUGGCCUUCGCCACCGCCGAGGAACGGGCGGGCUGCGCCCCGCUGUUGGAGGUAGAGGACAUGGUGCGGCUGCCGGUGCCCGACGCCAAGUGCGUCUACACCUACCUGCAGGAGCUGUACCGCUGCCUGGUGGCCAUGGGGCUGGUCAAGACCAAGAAGCGCUGAGGGG